This is a messenger RNA of Betta splendens (Siamese fighting fish), 7226 nucleotides long. RefSeq names its product Fras1 related extracellular matrix 1b (gene frem1b). The record is from RefSeq and is a predicted model, not a curated record. Bases 371 to 6697 code for a protein of 2108 amino acids. The transcript is spliced from 37 exons. Gene Ontology annotation, cellular component: membrane. NCBI's taxonomy places the organism in Eukaryota, Metazoa, Chordata, Actinopteri, Anabantiformes, Osphronemidae. Gene Ontology annotation, biological process: cell communication.
GACGUCGUGGGGUGACGGGAGCUGCUGAUCGGGGGUGUGAAGCCUGUGUGAGUGUGUGUGUGACAGCAUUCCUCUCCUCUGAUCGUGUGCAGGAGGUGAAGAAGACGGAGACAAACUCAGAAGUUCCAGAAGCUGCAGGUCACACAGAUUAACCCCUUGUAUCCUGUUUGGAGUGAACUGGAGGGUAAAAACCUUUCCCAGUUGGGACUGGGCCACUUGUGGUGCUGGUUCUGUCAGUGGAAGGAGCUGGAGCAGAGCCCCAGUGAGAGAUUCAGAGGAUGCAGAGUUAGAACCAAUUGCGGAGCUCCUCCUCUGGCCUGAAGGAAACCUCCACAACGCUGUGAAUCUGCAGGACCUGUGCAGACCCACAAUGGCCGCUGUCUGGGUCCUAUUGGUGCCGCUCCUGAUGACUGGGGCUGUUUGCAAUGGGCUGGUUGUGGUGAACUCAGGUGUGGAGGUCAUCAGGGGUCACUCUGUGUUUGUCACAGAGAAGGAGCUGAAGAUCACUGUGGAGCCAGCUGAGGACUGUAAGGUGGAGGUGAUGACUGAAGCCGUGGCUCAGAGGGUGGGGAGGCUGACACCGCAGGCGUUUGACUGCAGCUUCCUGCAGGACGAAGUGAAGUACGUCCACAACGGCAGCCCUCUACUCGCUGAGGACACGGUGGCGCUGAGGGUCUACAGGUUCUCACCUUCAGUCACACUGGUGCAGACAGUGGUUCUGUCUGUGCGGGUGGUGGGGCCUGACACCGGUGUGGCACAGAUGGGCAGCGCUCCGCUAGUGGUUCCACAGUUCUACGCUCUGUCCAACGCCAUUGAUGGCUCCAUCCUGAGAAUCAACACCAGUCCGGACCUGGUCUGCACAGUCAGACUGAUCAGCGCCGAGACCGGUUUCCCGGCUCUGGGUCGGCUGGUGAAAGAUUCUACCCAAAGGAAGGGCAGAGAGACCACAGCGCUCUGUCCUGGAAACAAACCGUGUCCUCACGACACUGUAGAAGUUCAAUCCUUUAAAAGCAGCUGCCAGGACUUCCUGAGUGCCGGCCUGAAGUACCAGCACCUUAGCCCUCCGUCUCCAGAGGUCGACUACAUCCCCAUCAGGGUGGAGCUGAGGGAGCAGAACACCAGGGCCUUGUUGGAGUCAGAGGCUGUGUGGUUGCCAGUUAUGAUCCAAGGUGCGCUGCAGAACCAGCUGCCCCGAGCUGCACUCAUGGCCUCCUUCAUCCUGGAGGUGGACCAGUUCAUUCUCACGCCUCUGACCACGGCCACCCUGGACGCCGAGGACCAGGAGACACCGCAGGAGGGUCUGGUCUUUAACAUCACCGCUCCACCUGCUGAAGGCUUCCUCACCCACCUAGACGACCACACCAAGCCCAUUGGCUCCUUCACCUGGCUGGAUCUGCACGAGAUGAAGGUGGCCUACCAGCCGCCCAGCAGCAGCCAGGCGCAGCGAAGGAACUACGAGGUGCAGUUCCAGGUGAUAGACGGUUUCUUCAUGACUGGCCCGUCCAUAGUGGUCCACAUCUCCAUCAGGGCAGCUGAGACCAGGGCACCCAGAGUCUCCUGGAACAUGGGUCUGGACCUGUUGGAGGGUCAGUCUCGACACAUCACCUGGGAGGAGCUGCAGAUAGUCGACAGCGACGACCUGGACGCCGUCUACCUGGUGGCAGUGGAUGGGCCUGAACACGGACGUCUCAGUGUGAGAGGUGCGAAGGCCUUCAUGUUCCGUGUGUGGGACCUGAAAGAUGGGGCGGUCGCCUACCAUCACUCGGACAGCGACACCACUCGCGACCAUAUCGUCUUCCGCAUCAGUGACGGGCGUCACAGCAUCCGACACAAGUUCCCUGUUAACAUCCUGCCCAAAGACGACUCCCCGCCGUUCCUCAUCAACAACGUGGCAGUGGAGGUGCAGGAGGGUGGGUCUGUGCGUCUGGAGGACUACAUGCUGCUGGCCUCUGACCUGGACUCCAGCGAUGACUUCAUCCUCUACCAACUAGUCUCCGUCCCCAGGGCGGGGCAGCUGCUCAGGAAGACGUCGCCCCACGGAACAGGAGUUUCUGUGGAUCGUUUCCUGCAGAGCGAUCUGAUCCAGGGUCAGAUCUAUUACCGGCACUCGGGAGAGGAGCAGUUCGAAGACUCUUUGGACUUCACGCUGUCCGACAGCCACCAGCCACCAAACCUGUCCCAGACUUAUACGCUGGUGCUCCAUGUUUUCCCAGUGAAGGAUCAGCUGCCGGUUCAAGUCCCCGGCUGCGUUCUCUCCCUGUCUGUAAAGGAGACGGACGUGGUCUACAUCACCCAGGCUCACCUCCACUUCAUAGACAACGAGCAUCCACACAGUGACCUGACCUACGUCGUCACCCAGCCCUGCUUUAGCCCACUGCAUCCUGGGCUGAUGGACGCUGGACGCCUGUUUUACACAGACGGCACCAACGGCAUGAAGAAAGACCACAUGGUGCCAGAGCUGAAGUCCUUCACUCAGCAUGCGGUGAACCACAGGAAGGUGGCCUUCAUGCCUCCAGUGGAGGACAUUGGCCCAGAGCAGCUCUUUGUCCAGUUUGUCUUCUCUGUUGUCGACCACCACGGUGGCAGCGUCUCUGGCCUCCUCUUCAACAUCACCGUCACCCCAGUGGACGACCAGAAGCCAGAGGCCUUCACCAACCUGCUGCGGGUGGAGGAGGGCGGAGGGGCUUUCAUCACAGAGGACCACCUCCUGGUUCGGGACCAGGACAGCUGGGAGGAGGUGCUGAGGGUGGAGGUCCAGAGGACGCCUGCUCAUGGCCGCCUGGAGCUGCAGGGCAGGACUCUGCUGCAGGGAGACGCCUUCACCUUGCAGGAUCUGAGAGGCCUCCGGCUGAGACUCAUUCACGAUGACUCAGAGACCACAGAGGACGAAGUCGGGCUGAAGGUGACCGAUGGUGUAAACUCAGCUGAUGUCAUCUUGUCGAUACAGGUGCUGCCCAUGAAUGAUGAGCCUCCACAGCUACGAGAAGGUCUCCGGGGGGAGGUGGGCUGUGAAGAGGGAGGCCAGGUCCAGCUGACGGUGGACUACCUGUUGGCUACAGACAGAGACAGUGAUGACUCCAGGCUCACCUACAUGCUGGCCCGAAGUCCUGGCAGAGGAGAGCUGCAGAGAUCUGGGUUGAGCGUGGACAAAUUCUCUCAGAAGGACCUGCUGCAGGGACUCAUCUUCUAUGUCCACACAGGAGGUGAAAUCGGGCCUGAUCCUGUGUUUGACACUGUCACUCUCAUCAUUUCUGACGGUGAGGCUGGUGGCACCGAUGGCUGUUGCCAUGGAGACGCCCCUCCACCACCCGUCCCCCUGCAUGGCAUGCUUCCAGUUUAUGACCUUAAUAUCACCGUUUCACCAGUCAACAACAAAGUGCCCUCCGUCGUUGUGCGUGAACCCAUAUUGGUGGUGGACGAGGGCUCCUGGGCCUGUCUGUGUGCGGGGGUUCUGGGGGCCUUGGACCAGGACAGUCCCCCUGACCAGCUGACCUUCCACAUUGAGAUACCGCCACUGCGCGGGUUCCUGGAGAACACUCUUCCGGCACCUGGGUCUGAAAAGAGCAACGCUGGUGUCCGAGUGGAAUCCUUUAGUCUCAUCCACCUGAUGUCAGGCUUCAUCAACUACGUCCAGUCAGAGCACAGUGGGACGGAGCCAACUGCUGACCAGCUGUCUGUCAGUGUGAGUGACGGCGUGCACCACUCUGCCCCCGUCGCCUUCCACAUCCUCAUUAACCCGACCAAUGACGAACCGCCGACUUUGCAGUUCGCCAACUUCACCGUGACAGAGGGUGGGAUGAGGAAACUGACUCCAACCUUCCUGAGCGCCUCAGACCUGGACGCCCCUCCUGACCCGCUGACCUUCACGGUGGUGCAGCCUCCAGCCCAUGGCUGCCUGGUGAACAGCUUCUAUGGCCACUACAAGGAACCAGACCUCCUGCACAGGAGCCUCCUCAUCACCUCCUUCACUCUGCAGGAGCUCUUACAAGGCUUAAUUGUGUACAUGCACGAUGACACAGAAACCCUGAAGGAUGCUGUGACUCUGCGGCUGACAGACGGCGUCUACACAGUUCAGGCAACGGCUCAGGUCACCGUGGUGCAGGUCAACGACGAGAAACCGAGGCUGCUCAAGAAUGCUGGGCUGGAGGUGGAUGCUGGGGAGCGCGGGCUCAUCUCCAGCCUGGUUCUGGAGGCCGCGGACCCGGACACGCCCCCUCACCAGGUCCACUACAUCAUCAGCGCCGUGCCGCGCUUUGGCAAACUGCAGCUGAAGAUGCGGACAGGUUGGACUGAACUGACGUCGGGUCAGAACUUCACUCAGGAAGACGUGGACAUGAACCGUGUGUGGUACAAACACAGCGCCGCCGCUAUCAGCUCCAGCUUCAAAGGUCACGACAGCUUUCGCUUCAGCCUGAGCGACCUGGACAAUGAGACUCCAGCGCAGAGCUUCUUCAUCUCCGUCCACAGCGUGCCCAAAGGUGACAUUGUGCUGCUGAUCAGGGCAGUGCAUCUGAGGGAAGGUGAGCGGGUGGUGCUGAACACAGACAUCCUGCUGGCGUCCGACUCGGCCAGUGGCCCAGAGCAGCUGAUCUUCACGGUCUCGGCCCCUCCUCGACGCGGCCUCCUUCACGCCGUCCAGCAGCCUGGAGUGGCUCUGAGCAGCUUCACGCAGCUGGACGUGGCGGCUCACAGGCUGUGCUACAGCCACGACAACAGCCACAGCACAGACACAGACUCGUUCAGUUUUGUCGUCAGCAACGGCGACUCGUCUCACAGCGGCACCCUCCACUUCAGCAUCCAGCAUGGUGACCGCAUCCCUCCCACCCUGGACAUCAACACGGGCCUACAGCUGCAGGGCGGGUCUACGGAAGCCAUUACGGCCAAAAACCUACAGCUCACUGACCCCGACACGGCUGCAGCCAACCUGAGCUUUGUGGUCACACAGCCGCCUCGCUAUGGGAAGCUGCUGCUGAGAGGGCUCCCACUGACACCGUCACUGAGAUUCACCCAGCUGGACCUGGACGGGCUGGACCUGGCCUACCAGCAUGACCUGGGCAGCCCAGCAAAGAUUGACACGUUCUACUUUCUGCCGAGCGACGGGAGCAACAGAGGAUACCUAGAAUUUGGACAGUUGCGAGAUGAGCCUGCAGUGUUUACCAUCCAGGUGCUUCGCGUGGACCGGAUGCCUCCCAGCCUGUGCACCAGGCACAGUCCCAGCACGGUGGUGGAUGUGGGCGGUGGGCGUUACGGCAUCUUCAUCACCGACAAGCACCUUCAGGCGUGCGACCCCGACAGCCCCACAGAGGAGCUGCAGUACUCCAUCAGCAGGAGUCCACACUUCGGUUUCCUGGAGAACUCGCUGACAGGCGCCUACAUCCAGGGUCGAUUCACGCAGCGAGACGUGGAUCAGCGCGCCGUGGUGUUUGUCAUCCCUGCAGACGUGGGGGUGAUGGCUGACAGCUUCCAGUUCCUCCUCACAGACCCAGCAGGAAACGCCAUGCUGCCGGAAAUACUGGAGCUGUCCUGGUCUCGGGUGGAGUUUUCAGCGACCUGCUACAGAACCUGUGAGACAGCUGGGACCCUGCAGAUCCAGGUCCAGCGCAGUGGGAGGAGCUCGGACCCAGCCUACGUGGCCAUCCAGGUGGAGGAAGGAUCAGCCAAACCCGGCAGAGAUUUCACCCACAGCACAGGCAGUCUGAUCCAGUUUGACCCAGGCGUCACCAUGAAAACUUGGAGCAUUUAUCCGAUAGACGAUGGUUUGGAGGAAAAUCACGAGGCCUUUAUAAUCACCCUGAAAAAUCCGAGAAAUGCCAUCCUGGGACACAGGACCUCAGCUAGUGUUGAGAUCAUGGAUCCCAGAGGAGGAAGGUGCGACCCAGAUGGCAUGAGGGUGGACAAGCAGCCUCCCCCUCCCCUUCCUGUCCUGCCCCACCCCCCCAGGCUGGAGGAGGAGGUGGGCCCUGUUACCGACAUCGAGGCGGAGCUGCUGUGGGAGACCCCGACUCACCCUUCCAGAGGAGACGUCCCGGAUCGCCGACCUUACUUGGACUACGGAGCAGGGGAACCACAGGAUCAGGCAGCGCCAGGCCACCGUCACACCCACUACAGCAGACAGCUGCCAGAGACUGGGAGCACUGGGAGCAGACAAGCAGAACUAAAGCUGCGGCUGCCAGCAGACGAGCGCGAGUGGACGUUUCACAGUCUGAGUCCGCUCCGGCUGGAGGAGCUGCAUCCAGGUGAUGCCGGGUGGAGCUUCCCGCAGGACGCACCUCAGGUGGAUCCGUCACCCAGACACCAGCGCAAGAGCGGAAAGUCAAUCAGCAGCUCGUGUCCCAACAGUUGGACUCAUCGCCGGACACGCUGUUACUUCCUCAACCCGUCUGUAGCCAGCUGGGCCAGCGCCGACAGAACCUGCUCUCUGCUGUUCAACAGCAGCCUGGCCAGCGUGGGCUCCAGGAAAGACAUGGCCUGGCUGUGGAGGUUUGCUGGGAGGAAAGCGUUUUGGACCGGAACGCCUGGAGGCCCAGGGUGGAUGCAGGCUGGUCCCAGAGUGAGGGGGCCCCCGCUCGGCAGCAGGGGAUCCAAGCAGAGACCCCAGUGUGUCCUGGUUCAAAGCCCCAGAAGCUGGAUUUCAACCAGCUGCUCGGCUGAAACUCAGCACGGGUUCAUCUGCUCGUCUCCAGCUCAGCAUCACUGAGACGCUCUCGGCCUGACCACACCUGUUUACUGUUUUACCAUAAUAAAAUGAUUAAUACAGCUUUUUGCAUGAAAGAUUUUGAAUGUGUCGGUUGAAGUCAUCUUCACACUGAACAUCAUGUGCAUGUCUAGACCCUGCAAAAGACAGCGUCUCUGACAUGCGAGCGGAGAGGUUAUGUUUGUAGCCGGGAUCCAAGCUUAUGCCUUAUGGCAGACUCAGCUUCUCCCUUAGUCUGCGUUUAACAGUGUGAUAAUUGUGGCUGUUACCAGGUCAUGCUACAUGAAGACCACGUGUUUCUUUUGCACAUGCUCCUCCUGUUUAUUAACCAUGCUCUUCUGUCAUUUCUCUAUAAUCUCAGGCUCUAGUCAUUCCUUCUUAUUGUUCUGUGCUGUUGUGUCUUGUCUCUUUGUUCUGAGAGUUGACAUGAAAUGGUUAUUUUAGGAAUACAUGUAACUUUGUAGUUUCCAGUUACUGUAAGAUGUAGUAAUCAACAUGGACAAACCAGAAUCAGAAUGAGUUUUAUUCACCA